Molecule: messenger RNA, 6437 nt
Organism: Nannospalax galili (Upper Galilee mountains blind mole rat)
Lineage: Eukaryota; Metazoa; Chordata; Mammalia; Rodentia; Spalacidae
Gene: Rab11fip5
Product: RAB11 family interacting protein 5
Exons: 6
Coding region: 408-4337 (1309 amino acids)
Biological process (GO): regulated exocytosis
Cellular component (GO): recycling endosome; mitochondrion; secretory granule
Molecular function (GO): small GTPase binding
Source: RefSeq, a predicted model, not a curated record
UCCGGAAGCUUGCUGCUCUCCUCUCUCCUGCUCCCUGUGCCUUUGCUGCACCGCAGUAUCAACUUGGGGGUCGGUCCUCGAGGCCACCGGGAAGCUCGGCUCACUCCUGCAGAGGCCUCGCCGCUCCGCCCCUCCCUCUCCGGGCACCUCCCAGCAUCCUCUCAUCCGCAGGCCGGUCGCGCCGGGGGCGGGCCAGGGGCGGGGCCAGGGCGGGGCGUGACGUCGCCUCGCGGGCUUGGGAGGCGGGCUGGCGGCUGGGCGGCGGGCUGCUCGGCCCAGGCCAGCCCGCUCCUGCCGCGGUCGGCGUGCUAAAGGCUGCGCUGAGCUCCCGACUGCCUUCCGCGGCUGCCAAGUUUGCCCUCGGUCCUGGCGUCGGCGCCCGGCCUGGCCAGCCCUCGUUCUCCGUUAUGGCCCUAGUGCGGGACUCGGAGCCAGCUACCGGGCCCUCCCGCUGGCUGCCCACGCACGUCCAGGUGACAGUGCUGCGGGCCAGUGGGCUGCGGGGCAAGAGCUCUGGCGCCGGCAGCACCAGCGACGCGUACACGGUGAUCCAGGUGGGCCGCGAGAAGUACAGCACCUCGGUGGUGGAGAAGACGCAGGGCUGCCCGGAAUGGUGCGAGGAAUGCUCCUUCGAGCUACCGCCCGGCGCCCUGGACGACCUGCUGCGGGCGCAGGAGGCGGACGCGGGUCCGGCGCCUUGGGCCUCCCGUCCUGCCGCCGCCUGCGAGCUAGUGCUCACCACCAUGCACCGCUCGCUCAUCGGCGUGGACAAGUUUCUGGGCAGGGCCACCGUGCGGCUGGACGAAGUCUUCCGAGCAGGCCGCGCCCAGCACACGCAGUGGUACAAGCUGUGCUCCAAGCCAGGCAAGAAGGAGAAGGAGCGUGGCGAGAUCCAAGUGACCAUCCAGUUCACUCGAAACAACUUGAGUGCCAGCAUGUUCGACCUGUCCAUGAAGGACAAGCCUCGGUCCCCCUUCAGCAAGCUCAAGGACAAGAUGAAAGGCAAGAAGAAGUAUGACCUGGAGUCUGCCUCAGCCAUUCUCCCAAGCAGUGCCCUGGAGGACCCUGAGCUGGGCAGUCUGGGCAAGAUGGGCAAAGCUAAAGGCUUCUUCCUCCGCAACAAACUGCGCAAGUCCUCUCUCACCCAGUCCAAUACCUCGCUGGGCUCUGAUAGUACCCUGUCCUCUGCCAGUGGCAGCCUGGUCUACCAGGGCCCUGGUGCUGAACUUCUCACCCGCUCACCAAGCCACAGCAGCUGGCUGUCCACUGAAGGGGGCAGGGACUCUACACAGUCUCCCAAACUGCUCACUCACAAGAGAACAUUCAGCGAUGAGGCCAGCCAGAUGCGAGCAGCUCCUCCCCGGGCACUUCUAGAGCUCCAGGGCCACCAUGAUGCUGCCUCCCGUUCUUCCCUCUGUGUCAAUGGGAGCCACGUUUACAAUGAGGAGCCUCAGCCCCUCUUACGACACCGCAGCUCCAUCUCAGGCCCCUUCCCACCCUCCAGCUCCCUGCACAGCGUCUCUUCUCGGCCCACGGAGGAGGGGCCUCAGUCCUCAGAUGACUCCUGGCACAGAGGCAGGCGUAGCACCAGUAGCUCAGAGGUGGUACCUGGACAGGAGGAGCUGAGCAGUCAAGCCAAGGUGCUGGCCCCAGGAGCCAGUCACUCUGGAGAGGAGGAGGGGGCGCCACCUCCAGAGGGAAAGCCAGUCCAGGUUGCCACACCCAUAGUGGCCUCCUCUGAGGCUGUGGCAGAAAAGGAGCGGAAGCCCCGGAUGGGCCUCUUCCAUCAUCAUCACCAGGGGCUGAGUCGGAGCGAGUUGGGGCGCCGUGGCUCAGUGGGGGAGAAAGGGAGUCCCUCUCUGGGAACCUCCCCCCACCACCCAUCUACCUGGGAGGAAAAGGCCAAGAGUAGCUGGUUUGGCCUGAGAGAAUCCAAGGAAGCAACACAGAAGCCCAGCCUGGACGUGUCUCCUCAGGUAGAAUCUGACCCAGCUGCUCCUCCUCACCCCUACUCCCCCAGGGCUCUGGCCGCCCCCACUCCUGCUCCCGCUGCCGCUCCCAUGCUAAGCACUAACCUUUUUGCAGUCGCCUCCCCCUCUGCUGCCACUGCCGCCACAGCCACCACUGCCCCUGAAGCUACCCCAUCUGGACUCUUGGGGGUCACGAAUCCAUUCCUCACCUCCUUGCAGAGAAACCCCUUCUUUGAGGAGCUCAUAGCCAACAUAGCACUAAAUUCUCCUUCACCUGCUCCCUCUCUCCCCAGUGCCUUGAGGGCCAGCCUGGCCCCCCUGGCCUCCCCUGGGAAAGCCCUGCCUGAGUGGGAAGACACCUUCAACAUCUUUGCCGCUGGCAGGCUGCAGCCAGAGGCCAGGAGUGAGAUCCUGGCCCCUGCAGGAGUGGGGCUGGAGGAGGCUGGGCUGCAAGACCCGGGUCCUGGGACCAUGACAGUGAAGGCAACGGAGCCCCAGAGAGAACCUGGGGGAGGAACAGGUGGGAGCAGCAUGUGGCUGGAGCACAGGGCUCCUAUGGACUCAGGACUGGACCAGCCAAGCACAAAUAUGUCUGACCCAGGGCCCCUUGGGUCUUCAGGGGUCAGCCCAUCUUCUGCAGCAGCCCAGCUGCACCUGCAAGCCUCCGCCUGGACACCAGAUCAGGAACCUCCUGCCUCAGAAGGGGGAGCUGCGCAGAGUCCAGCAGAUAGCGGGGCAUCUCUGUUCAGCUCCCCAGAAGUGCUCAGUGUGUGGGAGAGACUACCUGGUUCAGAUGACACCCCCACGGGCCAGGAUGAGGAGGCCCCCCAAGGUGGAAGCAAGCUUUUCCAUGAGCUCAACACAGCAGAGGAUUCCUGGCCUUGGGAUGUGGUCACUAUCUCUCCUGCAGCUGAGGUUGCCUCACCUAUCCUGCGGGGAGAGUCCGAUGAGAUGUCUCCUCAGGUGCAGCCUGCAUCACCAGACAUUGUGCACCCCAGAGGGAGUGAGUGGCUCUCUGCCUUGCAGCUGGAGUCAGAGCCUGAGCAGGGGUUGGGUGAGGGGGUGUGGCCUGGAAUUCCACCUCCCAAGCCACCACGCCUCUUCACACCCUCAAAUUCCCAGGUGAAGGAGGAGGAAGAAGAGGACCAGGAGGAAGAAGAGAAUGCUGCGGUGGGGCUGAGUAACAGGGGGGCAGGGAUAGAAGAAGAUACCACCCCAAGUUCAUUGAUUGUUGGUUCCCAGGUGUCUGAGGAGGAGGGGGUGCAGCCGGAGUUGGAAGAAUUGCAAAGCUUAUCCUCUGAGGCCUUUCUGGGUGAGCCAGGCUUGGAAGAGGAAAUAGGGGAUGCUGGUAUCCUUGGGUCUGGGGCCUGUCCACCUGUGCCCACCAGCUGCCUUCAGGGGCCUGUCCCCACAACCCAUAACUCAGUGAGUUCAGCUCUGCUGAGUCAGAAAGUCUGGGGGUCUUCAGAGACAGGUGAAGGCCUUGAAGUCCAUAGGCAGGAGCCAACACUAGAGGGUUUGGGGCCUCUUUCAGUCACCCUCCAGCAGACUGAUCUGUGGGCCUCGGAGAAGGAGACCUUGAGCCCCUUUUUGUGUCAGGAGAGUCCAGAUCCCCCCACUCUCCCAUCCAUAUCACCUCCAGGAUCCAGAGAAUCGUCCAUCCACUCUGGUCCAGAAGAGCUGCCCACAGUCCCAGAACCUAUCUUUCCACCAUCCCCUCUCUCACCCUGGGCCAGCCACUGCCCUGGGGUGCCUGGCCCCCUAUGUCCUCCCCCACCUGGAGCCUGGCCCUUGACCUCUUCCUCCUCACCCCCUGGGGAGCCAGCCUCACCCCUGGGCCCCCUUGAGCUCUCUCCCACUGAGGGCUCCCCUGUUCCAUGCGGGGAAGACCACGCUGCAGCCACCCCAGCUUCCCCGCUUGUGCUUCUGCCCUUGGAGACACGACCAGUUGAGGAGCCCCAGCCCAGUAUCAGUCCUCAUCCUGUGAAGCCCCUCAGUACUGCUCCUGUGGAGGGCAGCCCAGACAGGAAGCAGACCCGAUCCAGUCUGAGCACAGCCCUGAGCAGUGGUCUGGAAAGGCUCAAAACUGUCACAUCUGGCAGCAUCCAGCCUGUGGUCCCAGCACCCCAGCUUGGCCACACUGUGGACAGCAAGAGGCUGAAGGACUCAGCUGUGCUGGACCAGUCAGCCAGGUACUACCACCUGACCCAUGAUGAGCUGAUCAGUCUGCUCUUGCAGCGGGAACGUGAGCUGAGCCAACGGGACGAGCAUGUGCAGGAGCUGGAGAGCUACAUCGACCGGCUGCUGGUGCGGAUCAUGGAGACCUCACCCACACUGCUGCAGAUCCCCCCUGACCCUCCCAAGUAGCCCUCCUCACCCCAUCCCUGGAGGAUUGUUGAAGACCUGUGUGCCCGCCCUCCACUGCCCUACUUUCACUUGGGCAGGGUGUAGCCUGCCUUCGUGGUCAUUCCCUGCUCCCUUCUCCAUCCUGUCUUUGCAGGGGCUGCUGGAAGGAGGCCCUUUGGACUCAAACUGGGGGGUCAUGGGUCAUGUCUUUGGGAGCCCUGGAUCUUUCCUGCCUGCCCAUUUUCAUACCUCUUAGCUUUCCAGGGAAUUGGAAUAAGGAUGUUUAGCUGUCUAGAUGGAGCAGGGGUGAGGUAUGGUUUCUAGGGUGAGAUGUGGAAUCUGUGACGAUACUGUUGCCACCACAGGUUAAUCACCCCAUAAGGUUGGUCAGUCAUUUCUUCCCUUUGCCAAUCCUUCAUCUCCAUUUUCCUCCAAUGGCCGGAGGGCCUCCUGGUAUUAACUGGGACAGGGACCAAAUUGCUUGCUUGUUUGUAUGUUGUAGACAACCAGGACACCUACACCUCAACCUUGCACCUGUCCCCUGGUGGUCUAAUCCAGUUUCUGUUUCUGUCUGGAUCCAUAUGCAGAGCAUGUAUUGUGUGGGCAGAGGUGGUGGUAUGUUUCUGUGUUGUUCAGCUGCUCCCUGUCCCUCCUCAGACCAUCACACUGAGUAUUCCAGUGGCAAUGGGAAGUGGGGCUGCGCACAGGAAGAAUGACUCCUUGCUCUUGAGGUUCUCCCCACCUCCCUCACAUGAGCCUUUCCAGGUUGGGGCUUUGCACUGUUUAUGUUUUGGGGAUCAGGCCUCUGUCUGUUGUUUUGUCCAGAUGCCAAAACUGUGCCACUGUGAGGUUGGAACUUUUGGAAACGAAUUAAAAUGUGCCUUUCAUGGGUAAGGACAAGAGCCUCUGGAUGUAGGCCUCUCUGGCCUUGGUGUCCCCUCCCUCCUGUUGAGUGCAUGGGAAUGGCUCUUAGGGUCCUAGAAGAGGAAUGUGGCCCAGGCUCUUUGCUUCCAUGAGAAUACUUUAGCUAAGGCUCUGGCCAAGUUGCUGCUGCUCCCUAAGCCUUCCUGCCAUCUCCCUUUCCUCCCCUGUCCCCAUUCAGAGCAUCCCAGGAUUAAAAACCUAGUGGGCAGUAGGCCUGGGGCUGUCUUCUCCUUCACUGUGUCUGGCCUUGGUUCUCAGUUGUGCUGGACCAGUUAGCUGGUCUGAAGUGGGAGGCUGCACUCUGCCUUAGAGGAUACCUAUAUGUAGGAAAAUGCCUUGUGGCUCUCCAGCUGUUCUGUAAGCUGCUGCACAGCCUGUCCCUCCUCUUGUCUCAUCCCCCUGCCUUGCCUGGCUUGGCUACAGCACACUUUGAAGCCAAGUAUCUGCCCUGUGGCCCAGCUCCUGGUUUGCUUGAGAACAAUGCAGGCUUCCCCCAUGGCAUCUGUGGGGGUCCUUUGGUAGCUGGGGCACCCUGCAUUAGCAAAAGGUGUGUGUGCGUAGUAGGACUGGGAAGAUGCUGAAGGAAGAUGCUUUGCCCCAGUGGAGAGGCAGUGGCCUCUUUCCAGCUGUCUCUUCAUGACAGCUAUGGGCUUGCUCCGAAGGCCUCAGAAAGAGAUGUGCUCCGUAGGUGAUGCCAGUCUUCUGCCAGCAUAGGCAGAGGAGUCCUAUGGUGAGGUCAUCCACUGUGUAGAGUUCCCAACCCUAGGCCCACUCAUCAGAGCUGGGAAAAGAGGCACUCAUGCCCAGAUCUUUGGCCACUUUCCGGGGGGGAGGGUAUUCGGGGUUGGAGAGUGCCUUUCUUGAGGAAGUGGGGCAGUGUCACUCCUCUUCUAGAUACUCUGUUGGAUUUUAUUUGGUCUCAGUCCUGUCCCUCAUCUUUGACCCAUCUCUGUUGAUUGGUCUCCCUCCCUGGCCAGAGUAGGUAUAUCUUCUAGAGAGGUUCUGAACUGAAGCCCAGGGUUCUGCUCGAUGUGUCUGCUCCUGGCCACACAUCACAGGAGAGUGCAGUGGGCUGGGCAGAGAGCAGGCACAUUCUGCUUAGCUGUUUGUCUUCCUAGUUGAAAUUCCUGUUUAUAAAGAGCUUGUUCUUCAUGUUUUAAGCACUUUAUGAAGAAUAAAAAGUCCAUGUACCACAGA